AGCAGGCAACCACAACGAACCGCCUCCAAGUUGCCUUCCUUGAACUUCAACACCAACGAAAAUGCCGCCAAAUUUUCCGUGACUUCAAAAGUCAAAUAACACUACCGCCUGCUACACGUCAAACUACGACACCAGGCCAAUUUUUGAUAUGAACCCAGCAUUUCACCAUUUUUGCAAUUUUGGGAACGGAUCGAGCCGGCCCAGGUCAUGGCCGACCAGUCCAGGCCCAAGCCCAGUGUUUGGGGUACGACCGUGCCGUUCCAGUCUAUGAGGCAGCCAUAUCAACGGAUUCAGCGGGUCCAGUCUACAAGUAGUACCACUGCGCUCGCCGCUGGGCAGAAGCGGGCCUAUGAUGCUUACUCGUCUCACAAUUCCAAUCAAACCGAUGCGGCACCGCAGGGCAGAGUCCCGCCGCCGCCCGUUUUUUCGCCCUACUGUGAAUAGCAAGACUACGAAUGAACCACCAAGGCUAGCUGCAAGUCGUAUUGAAUAUGCGGACGGCUCUGUCAUCAGAGAACAGCCAUCCGAGUACUCGCAACGGCAGGUCUUUGCCGCCACACCAACAUCAACCGUUGACCCUUUGCUUUCCCUCUUACAUCCAGCCUACGGGCUUCCCGCCCAGCUCGUAGCAAACUUUGCUGCUCUCGGCAUUAAGACCAUCUACCCAUGGCAGAAGCAAUGUCUUGGCGGCCCCGGUCUCUUGGAAGGGGACCGAAACCUGGUGUAUAGCGCCCCCACCGGCGGCGGCAAGUCGCUGGUUGCGGACGUCCUCAUGCUGAAGCGGGUGCUCGAAGACCGCAAGGCCAAAGCCAUAUUGGUGUUGCCAUAUGUUGCUCUUGUCCAGGAGAAGGUGCGGUGGCUCCGGAACAUCGUCGGCGGCAUCUCGCGCGAGGAGCUCGAAGAGAACGAGCAAACUGAGAAGCCGGGAUUCUGGGCUCCGAGGGCGGACAAAGACACCAUCCGAGUGGUUGGUUUCUUUGGCGGGAGCAAGAUCAGAGCCACGUGGGCCGACUUUGAUAUUGCAGUCUGUACUAUCGAGAAGGCGAAUUCUCUCGUGAACGCGGCCAUUGAGGAUUGCUCCAUCUCCACGUUGCGGGCUGUUGUCUUGGAUGAGUGCCACAUGAUUGAUGACGGUCAUCGAGGGUAUUUGCUGGAGCUCAUGGCUACCAAAUUGCUGUGUCUCGGCCAGCCAGUCCAGAUCAUUGGCAUGAGCGCCACUCUAACGAACAUCGAGCUCCUCAAAAAGUGGCUGCAGGGCCAUUCAUACGAGACUCAUUACCGCCCAGUUCCCAUCGAAGAGCAUCUGGUGUAUGAUGGGAAGGUGUAUGCCGCAGGGUCUACCGCCAGUCUCCUUAAAACAGUAAGCCAACUAGAGUCAAAGAGCCAAUUCAGCCAGCCCCGGUUGCAGCCAUUGAGAACCAUCCACGCUUCCGACCAUAAAGAGCUCACCGACCCUGUUCGGAAUGCCGUCGUCGCUCUUGCCAAUGAAACAGCCAGGGCCGGUUAUGGGGUGCUAGUAUUCUCGAGCAGCCGUGCUGGUUGUGAGUCGGAUGCCGUUUUGAUAAGCCGAGUCUUGCCAACUCUUGAAGAAGCCGAUCCCGCCAUCCAAGAGAAGAGGCUGGAUCUGCUGAGUGACCUGCGCAGUCUGAGUACCGGGUUGGACCCGAAGCUGAAGCAGACUAUCCCCUUUGGCGUAGCCUUCCACCAACGAGAACUAGUAGCAAACGCUUAUGACCACGGGGUGCUUAAAGUUUGCGUGGCAACAUGUUCCCUCGCUGCCGGUAUCAAUUUGCCUGCGAGACGAGUGAUCCUCCACGGUGCCCGUAUGGGUCGUGACCUUGUCGGCCCUGCUAUGCUUCGGCAGAUGCGAGGGCGAGCCGGCAGGAAGGGCAAAGACGAGGUAGGCGAAACAUACCUGUGCUGCCGCCAAACUGAUCUAGAAGCCGUCGUCGACCUCAUGCAUGCAGAGCUUCCAGAAUUAUCAAGCUGUCUUAUUUCAGACAAGCGUCGUGUCCAAAGGGCCUUGCUUGAAAUCAUCGCAAUUAGACUGGCCACAAGCCAAGACUCCCUCGACGACUACGUGAGCAAAACUAUGCUCGCCUACUCGGCGAAGUCACAAUCGAUACAGGAGACCGUCGAGGCAUGCAUGGCCGACCUCAAGACCAUGGGGUUCAUCGAAGUUGAAGACAACGGCGACUUCCAAGCUACCUUGUUGGGAAAGGCAGUUGUUGCGUCGUCGCUUGAUCCCGAAGACGGCAUCUUCAUCCACAACGAGCUAAAGAAGGCGCUACAAGCGUUCGUGUUAGACGGCGAUAUGCAUGUGCUCUACAAUUUCACGCCAGUCCACGACCUAGACAGCGUCCCGGUCAACUGGAAGGUCUUUUGGAACGAGAUGCAACAGCUCGAUGCUAGCGGCCUCAGGGUCAUGCAUUUCUUGGGCCUCAAGCCCUUCAUAGUUGACAAUAUGCUCCACGGGGGUAAUCUGAAGGAGUCAACACCCAAAGAAAAAGAAAAUGCACGACGCUACCACCGGUUCUACCUCGCGCUGCAGCUGCGUGAUCUUUGCAACGAGAAACCCAUACACCGGGUCGCAGAAAAGUACGACAUGCCGCGGGGGUCCGUCCAGACUCUGGCUCAGACCUGCCAGGGGUUCGCUGCCGGGAUGAUCAAGUUCUGCGAGACGAUGGGCUGGGGGGCCAUGGCGGCCGCACUCGACCACUUCUCCGACCGACUCAAGGCCGGGGCCAGAUCUGAUCUCCUGGCGCUUGCCAAGAUUACGUUUGUGAAGAGCAGGACGGCGCGGAUUUUCUGGGACAACGGCCUGAAGACGGUCGGGGCCGUCGCUAGUGCGGAUCCGAAGGAGCUGCUGCCGGUGCUGAUGCAAGCGCAGCCCAACAAGGUGAAGUUGGGGGCCAAGGACGAGCAAAAGUUCAGGGACAAGCUGCUUGCGAAAGCGAAGAUCAUCGCCGACUCGGCAAACAGGCUAUGGCAGAUCGAGAUACAGAUGGAGAUGGAGGAAGAAUAGCAAGACGUCGACUUCUAAUCGGUUGCUCGGCCCCAUCGGGAGUGCCCGAUCCUUCGGGAAACAAGGCGGUCCUAUCUCUCGGCGCCACGUUACAAGAGCGUUGGGGAAACACGGACGUAGGUAAUAUGAUGGAUAGGAGAUGCCGCCCGGGCCCUGUGCAUGAUUUGUUUGUAGGCAGGUAUUAAUGGACUGUGUAGAUUGCUGGCAUUGUCAAACUCGUAGCAGUGAUGCCUAGCCUGGUGGAUUCGAAGAGUGACCAAACACUACGGCCAAACCCCACCGACCGGUAGGUUUUGGAGAGGAACCGGAGAAACUGGUGAGAAGCUGGUGUAAAGUCGAGCUGAG
This is a messenger RNA of Chaetomium fimeti, 3370 nucleotides long. RefSeq lists its product as uncharacterized. The coding region runs from base 350 to 3025 and encodes 891 amino acids. Gene Ontology annotation, molecular function: nucleic acid binding; ATP binding. The record is from RefSeq and is a predicted model, not a curated record. The transcript is spliced from 11 exons. Lineage: Eukaryota; Fungi; Ascomycota; Sordariomycetes; Sordariales; Chaetomiaceae.